This is a messenger RNA of Euleptes europaea (tarantolino), 3337 nucleotides long. Its product is annotated as ankyrin repeat and fibronectin type-III domain-containing protein 1-like. The annotation marks the transcript as partial. Gene Ontology annotation, biological process: establishment of mitotic spindle orientation; regulation of establishment of bipolar cell polarity. Lineage: Eukaryota; Metazoa; Chordata; Lepidosauria; Squamata; Sphaerodactylidae. Gene Ontology annotation, molecular function: protein binding. Gene Ontology annotation, cellular component: spindle. The transcript is spliced from 20 exons. The record is from RefSeq and is a predicted model, not a curated record.
CUUCCGAAGCCGGUCCCUCUACAUGAGGAAAAGCCUUUCAGUAGACAACCACCUGGGCUCCCUCGGCUACUCUAUCCAUCCCGCUGAAACCAAGACGGAGCCGGUCAAAAUGAAACUUCGGAGGCAGUUUAGCCUUGGAUCAGCAGACAAGAAGGACUUGUACCCAUCAAAGUCUGAGAGCAGCCUCUCUAAGUUCACACACCGAUUAUCAGUUAAGCAGAAGCAGGAGAAGAGGAGGAAAGCUGAGUAUGGCUCGGCUGAGCGGCCUGCCUACCGUACCAGGUCUCUGAGCAUUGAAUGGUCUUCCUCGCCUAAAAUGACCCAGCAGAUGAGAGACCUACAGCUCACCCAGUCGAGGAAGCAGCCGGGGCCCUCCUCUCCCAAUGCCGCCAAGAGGCUGUACCGGAACCUGUCUGGGAAAUUCCGGGUCAACUACAUGUCCUUCGAUGAGGGGACCUUCGCGGGGAGGAGCGAGAAGGAGAAGCUACGCAAGUCCUACCUCUUUCAAGGCAAUGCCGCCCUCUUCGAGGCCGUCGAGCUGCAGGACCUCGAGAAAGUGCAGGAGCUGCUCAAGCAGUACAGCCUGGAGGAGCUAGACCUGAACACCCCCAACAGCGAGGGGCUCCUGCCCCUGGACAUCGCCAUCAUGACCAACAACGCCCCCGUCGCUAGGACGCUGCUGCUGGCCGGGGCCAAGGAGAGCCCUCACUUUGUGAGUCUGGAGAGCCGGGCUUUGCACCUGUCGACGCUGGUCCGGGAGGCCGAGCAGCGGGUGAACGAUCUCACCGCGCAGGUGGUGAACGAGGUGCCCAACGCGGACUGCUCGGAGAAGGAGAAGCUGCUGAAGUCCUGGGAGUGGCGCUAUCGGCUUUACAAGCGCAUGAACGCCGGCUUUGAGCAUGCCCGGGUUCCGGAUCCACCCACGAAUGUUCACCUAUCAGUGGCCAGUAGCACUUCUGUGGAAGUCGUCUUCCAGGAGCCUCUAAGCGUCAACUCGGCUGUGGUCACCAAAUACAAAGUCGAGUGGAGCUGCUCCCCCGCCUUCUCCCCGCCACUGGGCGAGCUGGUGACCGACAAGUUGAAAGACCUCCGUGUCACCAUCCGGGGCCUCAUCUCGGGUACUGCUUACUAUGUCCGAGUUUCUGCCUACAACAUGAAGGGCUGGGGACCUCCUCAGACGUCGACACCACCCUGUGCUAUUCCCUCAAACUGGAGGGAGUACGACGGGCGGGCGCCGCGGCGGAGGGGACAGGCCGAAGCGUUGGACCACCUGCUAACCCAGGUGAAGACCGCCCACCAGCACUGUGUGUGCCACGAGCCCUGCAAGAAUCAGCCACAGAGCAGGAAGCAUUCGGUCUCCAAGAGCCUGAAGUAUCUCUUCCAUCCUGGGAGCAAAUUCUUAAAGACACUGAAAAGGGGUCUCUACCUGGCAUCCAUAUUCUACAAGGAUGACAACGUUCUGGUGACGCAUGAGGACCAGAUCCCCGUGGUGGAGAUAGACGACUCCUACUCUUGCCUGCUCAUGCAGGACUACCUGUGGUUCACCAAGGUCUCUUGCAUGUGGGACGAAAUCCUCUGGCUGCGCCAGUGCGUCACCGUUUCCCAAUCGUCCUGCUCCUGUAUCCUGCAAACACGCUUCAAGAUGCUGCUGGCCAUCUCACAGAUGCAGGGCCUGCUGGGCAUCCAGGACCUGGGGCAGGUCUUUUUCGAGCCCAUCAAGGACAAGCAGGGCAACAUUCUGGUGGUGACCUUGAAGGAGGUGAAGUCCAACCAGACCUUCGAGAGCGUCCGCUGGAUCCCCCUUUCCAAGCUGCAGACGAGCCGCAAGUCCGUCUCCUCUCCGGAAGAGCCCACCGCUCUGGACAUGCUGCUGGUGACCAUGCAGGAGAAGCUGGCUUACCACCAGAAGAGCAGCCAAGCUCUCCCCCCUGGCCUCUACUUGGGUUAUCUGAAGCUCUGCAGUGCCGUGGACCAGAUCCGCGUGCUGGUGCCCGAACGCUUACCUAACAUCCUGUGCCACGUGAAGAUACGGAGCAACCCAAACAUCUCCAGGGAGGAGUGGGAGUGGCUGCAGAACCUGGCCGAGAUGGAGGAGCCCCUUCCCCCGGAACAGGAUCUCGAGACCACCUCCCAGAACCUCUUGCUCCAGGAGCUCCGAGGGGCGGUCAGAGAGCUGAUGCAGCUGCUGAACAUCCCCUUGCAUGAGGCCAAGGAUUUCCGUCUGUACAGUCAGGAAGUGCUGGACUUUGGAGGGCAGGUCUCCUUUCUCUUGCUGCUGCCUCCCUCGGACGACGUGUGCACCGCUCCUGGUCAGAACAACCCUUACACCCCUCGGUCCGGCUUUUUCACACUCCCCCUUCAGAUCUUUGAGCUAGUGCAUUUUUUCACUUACGACCGCGAGUUCAUUACUCAGUACUGCCAGGUGUCUGCCCUACUGGAGCUGGAGUCCCUUCUCUCCCAGCAGAGCCUCAGGGAGGCUUUCUCCGACUCAGAGCUGACCACCGCCAAGCAGAGGCAUCAGCAGGUUCAGGACUAUAUACAGCAAAUGGAGGAGAUAUGGCGGGAGAUGCGCUGGAUGAUGGACGCCCUGCAGCAUGCCCGGUACAAGCAGCCGUCGGGGGGCAUCCCGCUCGUGUGGUUCCUCGAGGAGUCUGCCAUGGCGCUGAAGGAGAAAACUCAGUCGACCUCUUCUCACUUGGACUUCCUUCCCUCGCCGACCCCAUCUCCCGAGACCAGCCGCAAGCUCAACUCGGAUUCACAUGGGAUAUCGGAUGAGGAGGGCUCGUCGGAGGUGUUUUUGGCCACGGACAGCGACUACGACUCCAGCAGGGCUCAAAGCCCCAGGGAGCUGGACCUUGUGUACUCCUCUUCGGGGCCCGAAUUCUGCCACAGAAGAAACCCCCGCCCUUUGAGGGACAGCGCCCCCGACGUCCUACAGAGCCACGAGCUGAAAACGGCCCCGAUCCUGGCAGAGGAGCCGCGGCCUCCCCCCGAGCUCUACGACAGUGACUUCGUGCUUCCCAGCCGGCAAAUCGAGCUGCUGCGCAUCACGGAGAAGCGGCAGGCGUACUGCGUCCGCACCAGCAGCCUGGAUUUCCCCAAGCCCCUUUGCCACGGGGCCAGGAAGUCCUGCCCUGGUUCGGUCGACAGCUCCCCGACGGAAAGCAGGACUGCGGGCCGAUGCAGCCCGGUCAGAUUCGGGACAGGCUCGGCCUUCAGCCCCAAGCACGGCUGGCCCUCGGAGAGCUUUGAGCCUGUCUUUCGGGCACGCUCGGUGGAGUGGACUCGUACCUUCCAAGAGGUACCUGAGCCGGGGCACGUAGUGAACCGGGGCAAG